This is a messenger RNA of Arthroderma uncinatum, 2148 nucleotides long. RefSeq names its product F-box and WD40 domain-containing protein. Lineage: Eukaryota; Fungi; Ascomycota; Eurotiomycetes; Onygenales; Arthrodermataceae. Gene Ontology annotation, molecular function: protein binding. The record is from RefSeq and is a predicted model, not a curated record. The transcript is spliced from 3 exons. Bases 1 to 2148 code for a protein of 715 amino acids.
AUGUCGUCCUGCAACUCGAGUUCCAAUCCUGGCCGUCGACGAUCGACCCUUCGCUCCAGGGUGCGGCCGCUCACUUCGGCUGGCGAACACUUCGGCCAUGAAGGCGGACGAGUCCAUACUGGUAUAUGGGUCCCGCAUCAAGAUGGAACGUACAGAGAAGCGGUCUCGCCCUUCUCCCAUGAGCAGCACGCAGCCACGCAGACUGUCGACAUGCCGCCGUUGCCCAGCGCCGUCAUCGAGACCGACGAGCCCGUCCGUACGGCGGCCUCUCCACGGUCGAAGCAUCGCCAUAGCAAGAGUUUCUCCAGCAUUCUCCAUGGCGCCAACGAGCUCAAGACAAUCACACGGUCUCUGUCGAUAAGCAUUCGAAACAAGGGGAAGCGUGCGGCGCACGUACCUGGAGAACUGUCGACUUUGGAACAUCAGGGACACGACGAGUCCAAGGCAGGCUGGUUUCGAAGCCAUAGGCUGCCACGCCGGCGGUCUCUCGGCGGCAUGAGCAACCUGAAUCGAUUCUAUCCGCCGGUGUCGAGCCCGCCGAUACCGUCAAACUUCAAGGAACUCGCAGACGCACAGAACGAGGUGUUUGGCGGUGCAGCUGCCCGUGCGGCGGCGGCUGCUGCUACUGCUGCGGCGCAAAACGAGCUUGCAAGGGCAGAGAAAUUUGCACCAAAUAAGGCAGAUGACGAAGGGAUGGAGAUUUUUGAGCUCUCCAACAGGCUUGACGUCUCGCUUUCGUUGGACUCGGAGAGCGGAAUCGGUAUCAACAUUCGAGACACCGACGACAACUCAAAAGAUCUGGAUUGCAUUCGCAAAGACCCUGUUUCAUUGCCUGCAGAACUCAUGGCGCAUAUAUUAUCCUUCCUCGAUGCUGAUUCACUAAAGAAUUGUGAGCUAGUCUCGCACGCAUGGAACCUGCAUGCGUCCUCUAGCAAUGUUUGGAGGGAGGUCUUCUACCGUGAAUACCGUGCUGGCCGAAAUGUCACCAGGACCCCCGGUAGCCCAACAAGGGCGAUGGGCUUAGGACGAAAGAAGCCCGACCAGGACUGGAAGAAGGUGUACAAAGUCCGACACACCUUGGAGAACCGCUGGAAGUCUGGAAAGGCUGCUGCAAUUUACUUGCAUGGUCACCAAGACAGCGUGUACUGUGUUCAGUUUGAUGAGAACAAAAUUAUAACUGGCUCUCGUGAUCGUACCAUCCGUGUAUGGGACGCACACUACCCGUGGCCGUGUUUGAAAGUCAUCGGUGCGCAUCAGGCUACAUCCGACAGUGCCGUGCCUGUCACACCAUGGCCCAUCACUCCGCCAGCAGAUUCGACCGGCAGCUCCCCGUUCAUCAGCAUAUGCCCACCCGUAGCCUCCACAGCUGAUCUCGUCUCACAGCACCAGCAGACUGGAGAAUACCACAAUGCUUCAAUCCUCUGUCUCCAGUUUGACGAGAAGAUCAUGGUGACUGGCUCUUCUGACGCUACCUGCAUUGUCUGGGAUAUGCAAGAUGAUUAUCGCCCAAUUCGCCGCAUGAAGUGGCAUCAGGCCGGUGUCCUCGACGUCUGCUUCGACGACAAACACAUCGUCUCUUGCUCCAAGGACACCACCAUCUGCGUCUGGGACCGUGAGACAGGCCAGCUAAUCAAGCGUCUUCUCGGCCACCGCGGCCCCGUCAACGCAGUUCAACUCCGCGGCGAUCUAGUCGUUUCCGCCAGCGGCGACGGUAUCGCAAAAUUAUGGAACAUCACAUCCGGUCUCUGCAUUAAAGAAUUCGCCAGCAAAGACCGAGGGCUAGCAUGCGUUGAAUUCAGUGAGGAUGCACGCACCAUCCUCGCCGGCGGGAAUGAUCAGGUUAUAUACCAAUUUGACGCUAAUACCGGAGAGCUGGUCAAGGAAUUAGAAGGCCACUCCGGCCUAGUCAGAUCUCUGCACAUGGACAACGCCAACGGCCGUGUUGUCAGCGGCAGCUACGACAUGAGCGUCAAGGUAUUUGACGCUAAGGCCGGAAAACUCAGCAUCGAUCUCCCAGGCUGGACCACGAGCUGGAUGCUGAGUGCCAAAUCAGAUUAUAGAAGAAUAGUUGCAACCAGUCAAGAUGCUAGGGCUGUGAUUAUGGAUUUCGGUUAUGGUUUAGACGGAAUAGACUCGCUCGAGGGCUGA